Molecule: messenger RNA, 6258 nt
Organism: Drosophila guanche
Lineage: Eukaryota; Metazoa; Arthropoda; Insecta; Diptera; Drosophilidae
Exons: 14
Coding region: 676-5415 (1579 amino acids)
Biological process (GO): G protein-coupled receptor signaling pathway
Cellular component (GO): membrane
Molecular function (GO): G protein-coupled receptor activity
Source: RefSeq, a predicted model, not a curated record
UUUAAACGCGUCGCGGCGUGGUUGUGCUGUGUUGUGUGUGGAAAAGGAACCGUUUCCAAUUAAAGGGAGAUUCAUCCUGGCGAACAACCGAUCGGUGCUCACGAAAUGCAAGUGAAAGUGAAGUUCCGAUCAUCGAUAGAGACGAUACGAGUAGCUGCCGAAUGAGCUUAUUAGUGUAACAAUAUAAUAGAUCUUACUUAAUAAGCACAGGAUAAAUAAUCACAUAAGUCGGAUAAAAUUCAUAUAAUUGUAUUUCAAUUGAAUUUGCAGUUUACGCCCUCUGGUUUCAACAUCGCAUCGGAGUAACAGGAUACAGAAAUACAGCAAGGAGCCAGGGGGGGAGGCAAUAUGACGGCCCUGUCUUUACGCUGGCCAUGGGCUCGCGCUCGCGGAGGGGGCAUCAUGUUUUCGCUUUGGCCUUUGAUGAUUGAACGAACAUUCCAGCUGGCGUAAGCAGAAGGACACACAGAGCCCAGCGACAACGCAAUCGAUAGCCACACAAAGGAUCGCUACACACACCCGAAGGGCAAAGCGCCGAUCAGCCAAUCAAAGUGUGCCCCCAGAGCAGCGGAUAGCGCACCAUAGGGGCAUUGGUAUUCCAUUCAAUUGACUGCGAACCCGCGGCACAGAGUACAACAACAAAUCCAGAACAGUCGGCGCUGCAGGUUCCUCGGAAUGAGCAGCAACAGCAGCAGCAGCAGCAGCAGCAGGCGGAGAGCAGCGGAAAGGCAAAGGCUGAGGCCUGAAGCCUGUCGGCUGCUACUGUGGUUGGGCAUGCUGCUGCCAUUGAUUCUGCUGCAGUUGGGGCAGGGACAGGGCCAGGCGGUGGCGGCGGCGGCGUCAGAUCUAGAAGCCGCAACACCCAUUGGAUCCCCACGGACUCGCAACAAAGCGGAAGCUGAAACCCUGAUGGCGGCUGGCGACAGCUUCAACAUUCGCCACGGGCGCUCCCGCACCUCCCAUCUGCUGCACAGCACAAACAUCAACAGCAAUGACACAAGUGGCGGUACCAGCCUCGCACGCCCCAGCCCAGUCACGCCCACGCCACACCCUGAGGCAGGUGGCACAACAAGCGCCCCAGUCACGCAUAAAAUACGCAAAUUGCAUAAGAAGAAAAUCAACGAGAGCAUUCGAAAGAGCGUGGACAAGAGCCUGGGUGUGCUCCAUCCGGCCAAGAAUCAUCGCAGCCUCGCAGAGGCCGAACAUCUGCAGGGUCGCCCACCCACCAACGACGACGAGGACCAUGAGGAUGAGGAUGAGAACGAGGACACGGCCGCUCUCAGUGAGGUCAUGCAAUUGGCGGACGAGAUUGAUUUGGAGAAUUCAUUAGAGUCGGCUUACCAGAAUGUUGUCGUUGGCUUGACUGCCACGCCCACGCCCACGCCCUCGCCCAUGCCACAGCCCCAGCCCCAGCCAACGUUCCCUACGGUAGCAGCGGCAGUUGUCAAAUCAACUUCGACACGUGCCACAGGUGCAGCCGAUGGAGCUCUGCAACGGCGGCCAUUUCUGCGUGCCAACAUUGAUGAUGCCAAUUACGCGGAGGAUGAAGCGGCCAUGGAAGACUCCCAGGAGCUGGAUGUGGAUGUGGAUGAGGAUGAGGACGAACCGUUAUCGACCACUUCCAUGCCGAAAAUUGUGAAAUUUGCGCCUCAUCAUGGGGCAAGAACACGUCUGCUGCCAGUGAACGGCAGCAGCUGGCAGGGAGGCAAACGAGGAGACGAAAGCGACACUGGACGCCGCUCAAGAGACUCUACAGAAUCCGAUUACCGUCUCGAUUACUCGCAUUCACGCAGUGAAAACGAUGCCUUCAACAAUGACGACAAUAUCGCUGAAGUCGAUGCCGAUGACGAUGACGAUGAUGAUGAUGAUGAUGAUGUCAACGCGGCAAAGAAGCAGUCAAAUGCCAGGUUGCCCUUUGAGGAUUUGCAGCUGCUCAAUGACAGCAGCAGCCGCAGCCGCAGCCGCAGCCUCGGCAGCACCACAGAUGGAUGGAUGGAUGAUGGCAAUCGGAAUGGAGGUCCUGGCGCCGAGGCGCGCUCUCAGGCCAACAUGGAGGUGAACCAGAUCCAUUUCGAGGGCGAGGGUGAGUCUGAGGCUGUGCUGGAUACCUCAGAGGUAACCAUGGACGACGGCUAUCCGCCGGAGGUGCAAAUCGAUGACAACACCAAGCAGCUGGUCAUCGAGGAUGUCGAGGGCACCGACGACGACACAGACGCGGAGAACAUGGAGUCGAAUCAGCUAACGGCGGAUGUAAUCAAUGCCAGGGACAGCAAAAUAGAUUUGGUCUCCAAGUUCCUGCAGUACAUCGAGCAGCAGCACUUGAUGGGCUCCAAUUGUGUGGCCGGCACAUCGCUGAAUCUCGGCGAGGGCGUGGUCGACCGCUAUGCCCAGGACCGUUUCCGCGUGGAGGCCGAGGUGGCCGUCAAUCGUGCCAACAUGUUGACCAGAAUAUUUAAGACAACGGGGCAGCGGGUGCAGGAGGAUGUCAACCUGCUGCAUGCCUCUGUGCUAUCGAUGGUGGAGUUUGACGAUGAUAUAUUCGCGGCCGGAAAUUGCUUCGAUUGGAACGAACAUCCCGCACAGCCGGGCCUCUUCUGUCCGUUUGCCUACCGCCUGCCACCGCCGAAUCUGGGCGCCAUCUUUGCCAAGGAUCUGGCCAUGGAAUAUCACUAUCUGGGCAAUACCUCCGAGUGGUUCUUUCUGGCCCGCAAGAAUGCCGAAAAGGUGAUAGCACGCAAUGAGCAGUAUCUAAAAUCCUUCCAUCUGUACUCGAAUCGCACCGAGGAGCGCAUCGAGGAUGAUACUUUGGCGGUUAAAUAUGAGGAUGGAAGAUGGUCGAAGCCGUAUUACGAUUGCGGUGGUGGCAACAUUUGGAUGCUAACCUACACGGUGCCAUUCUUUGGCUAUGAGAAUGGCAGCUAUCACUUCAAGGGAACAUCUGGCAUUGAUAUUGACUUGCGGCGCGUGGACAUCGACCAGUGCCCGCAGCGCCACACGCCCGGCACCAAGCGGCCCCUAAAUAUCUUUGCCGGCACCGACAAGUGCAAGCAGCGCACCACAAUGUGCGAGGCCAUCAUGGGUCUGGGCUUUCGUCGCGGCUCCUACAAAUGCCUCUGCCGCAAGGGAUUCUACUUCCCCGAUGUGGUCUCGCUCCACAAGUUCUUCAAUGGCAGCCUGCUGGAGGAGGAAUACGAAAAGCUGAUGCUGGGCAAGAAUUCAACGUACAACAGCAACAGCGAGUACGAGUGUCUGCCCUGUGCCGAGGGCUGUGACUCCUGCGAGGACUCGUCGCCCUGCAUUGCUGCCCUCAACUGGCCGAUGCGCACCAGCAUCCUGGCACUGGCAUGCAUUGUCAUUGGCCUGCUGCCGCCUGCAGCCUGGUUUACCUUUCGCUAUCAGCAAGUUAAGGUUGUACGUGCCGCCAGUCCCGCUCUGUUGCGGGUCAUUGCAUUGGGCGCCUUCUGCAUUUAUUGCACGAACAUUGUGAUGUAUCCGAAUCCGAAUCUCUACACCUGCACCGCUCGCAUCUGGCUGCGAGAGAUUGGCUUCUCCCUCACCUACGGCGCUCUGAUGCUUAAGACCUGGAGAAUAUCGGUGAUUUUUCGUGUACGCUCCGCCAAGGCUGUCAAAAUCACCGACGCUGCCCUGCUGAAGCGUUUGGGCAUCAUUUGCGGCGCCAUUGGCACCUGCCUGCUGGUGAGGACACUCGUAUCGCCGCCAGAUGUUGUUGUGGGACGCACCGCCGAUGACUUGAAGGCGUUCCUAUGCAAGACCGACUGGUGGGACUACACAUUCACAUCGAUGGAGGUGCUGUUCCUGGCCUGGGGCGUUCGACUGUGCAUCAUGGUGCGCAAGGCACCAUCCGAGUUCAACGAAAGCCGCUUCAUAUCGAUGGCCAUCUACAAUGAGUUCCUGCUCACCUGCUUCCUCAACGUUUCCAUGCUGUUCCUGCAAUCGCCGGCCAAUCCGGAUCUCCUGUACAUCAUCUUCUUCUGCCACACUCAACUGACGGUCACCCUGCUGCUGGCCCUCAUCUUUGGCAGCAAGGUGUACAUCGUGCUGCGUAGUGGCAAAUCGCAUCAGGAGAACAUUGGCAUGGGCACCAAGGCAUCCGGUGCCAAAUUCAAUUUUCGUCCUCAAGUCCGCACCUUUGCCAAUCCCAGUUCGAUGACCACCACAACGGUGCCAGUGGCAGCAGAAAACAAAUUGUCCGACCAGGAGGCACUGGAGGAGAUCCGCCAGCUGAGCAUGCAGCUGCAGCGUAUACAGGAGAUGGCACCGCCCAAGGGGGUGGCCGUGAUGACGAUAUCGAGCCUGCUCGAUGGACUGAAGACCUCCGGUGGCAUGAUGGCCGUGGCAGCCGGACAUGCGGCAGCGCGUCAAAGUGCCCUGCCACUGUUGGCGCUGAAUGCGGAAAUGCAGAAAUACAAUCAGCAGAACAUCAAUGCGAAUGGCCGGGGUGGCACUGCCAGUGCCAGUGCCAGUGGCCGCACAAGCAUACCCACAAUGGUCCUGGAGACGCCACCCUCGUCGACGCCACCAUCGACGGCGUACGAGGAGCGAGCCAUUAACACGGAGCUCAGCGGUGACGAUUUCCGGGAGCAGCUGCUACGUCGCACCGCCGACGGUCACAUCAUCUGCAGCCGCUGCCUGGACGCGUCCAAGGAGCACUACUACUGCUGUCCGCCGCGCAGCGCCUGCGACCAUAUGGGCUCGCCCCAGCAGGAGGGCAGCAUCAGCUUUGCCAACAUCAAGCUGGACUGCAUGUGUUCGCAGUCGGAGGACCUCGACCAGGACCAGGACCACACGCUGCGGCAGCAGCAGCGGCAGCGGCGUCCGGCCGUGCGCUCGGCAGCCACCAAUACGCCGCCCCCCAGCUGCAAGCGUGCGCCCCGCAACCUGCUCGAGGCCGACGUCUGCAUUACGUAUCAAAUUUGUGAUAACUGUAGAAGUAAGUAUAAGCUUAGUGGCCGCCGACGCAGCGGCAGCUGCACCCAGGCCCAGGCCCAGGCCCAGACCCACAGCCACGUCCAGCCCGGCGGCGCCACGGUCCAGAGCCAGGCGCAGUCGCGCAGCAGCGAGCUGCUACUCGAUCGCAGUGUGAGCGUGGCCCUAGCCGCUGCCAAGGCCGCACAUUCCACAGACGACAUUGUGCUGUACACCAGCUCCACGAAAGAGAAGGAGGAGGAGGAGGAUGGGGAGGAGGAGCAGCAGCAGCAGGAUGCUGAGGAGGAGUUGCCCGAAUCGGCGCCUGAUCCAGCACCAGCGCCCUCGCUGGGCAAUGUCUCGAAUGUUUCGAAUGCCUCGAACAACUCCACAAGUGGCAGUGGUGGCACAACGCGUCCCAAGCGGCCGGAUAAGUUGGUUUUGGAUCUGAACGAUCGUUCAAAGUACACCAAAGAGGUUUCUGUAUAAAGAUUUGGGAAAGCUAAAGGCGGAGACAAGGAGCCAAAGGAGUUUCAAACUCUCUUUCAGGUGGUUUUUGGCCUGGCAUCCCUGUUUGGUUUAUAGUUUAUGUUUACGCAAAUUGAUUAACCAAAGACUUUAAAUUGUAUUUCCAUUAGCCACUUACUAUACUCGUAUGUAGAUAUCGUUACGAUUGAGCUAAGGCUAGAGAUAAGACACGCCCCAGGGCCUUAAAACACCUGACUUCAGUGAAAGGAUAAUGGAGAGUGUCGUCGGGUCAGGGAUUUGCAUAUUGCUGAGCAACAUGAUUUGCAGCCAUAAUGAGCCCCUCAAUGCUGUGAAUAUAUUUUGCCCAAGCGAAAGGCAAACAAACCAAAGAGCCCCAGACAACACACACACAACACUUUGCUGGAAAGUCAUGUGUUUUGGGCUGGCUGUUUAAUUGAAUUUAUGUACAUUUGAUGCAUGUGAAUAGGUGCAACAUAAAUUGCUUAAUAAUUGAAAAUGGCAACGAAUCAUUUCCAAUAGUUGUUCAAAUUAUAAUGACGGUGAAAUGCAUUUGCUGCUUAAUUAAUUAAGUCAUGUCUAAGUGCCGAUCCAAUUAAAUUACUAAUACAAUACGUUCCAACGCAGUGCAGUCUCUCUCUCUCUCUCUCUCUCUGUAUACACUUUAACAAUAAGUUUGUUGAUGGAAACUGUUUAAAAUACAUACAUAUCUCUGCCAAAACACAACACAAACUGCAUGGAAAAACCCUAAAUAAAUAUGCGAACAUUUAAACGUAAUUGUAGUUAAAGUUUCUGAUGAAUUAAUUAGCUCGUGUAUACAUAAUUAGCUGCAAUAUAUUACACACA